Messenger RNA from Cornus florida, 1609 nucleotides. RefSeq names its product cytosolic sulfotransferase 5-like. Gene Ontology annotation, biological process: sulfation. The transcript has a single exon. The coding region runs from base 66 to 989 and encodes 307 amino acids. Gene Ontology annotation, cellular component: cytoplasm. Gene Ontology annotation, molecular function: sulfotransferase activity. NCBI's taxonomy places the organism in Eukaryota, Viridiplantae, Streptophyta, Magnoliopsida, Cornales, Cornaceae. The record is from RefSeq and is a predicted model, not a curated record.
CUCCCAUUUCAGAAAAUAUUUACUCUCCUUCUACCUUAUUUGGUGACCUCCCUAAGGAGGAAUGCAUGGGAUUUGAUCUCUACCAAUGGGAAGGCUUCUGGUACUACCUUCCAAACCUUGCAGGUGCCAUAAGAUCUCGUUCGAGCUUCCAGGCACGUGAUGAGGACGUUAUCUUGGCGUCCUCUAUGAAGACUGGCACCACCUGGCUCAAGGCUCUGAUACCAUGCAUAAUGCACCCUAAUGUUCGUAGUAUUGGUGAUGGUGAUGGUGAUGGUGAUGGUGAUGGUGAUGACGAUGAUGAUUCUGAUCCGUUGCUCAAAAACCAUCCAAACGCGCUCAUCCCAUCUUUAGAAGUCCAUAUCUUUGCAGAGAACUAUACUUACAACAUCUCAGCUAUGCCAUCCCCUAGACUCUUCCGAACUCAUGCGCCUUGCACAAUGCUACCGGAGUCCAUCAAGACUUCCGGCUGCAAGAUUGUGUACAUCACUCGAAACCCCAAGGACACAUUUGUGUCAGCAUGGCACUUCAUGAACACAAAGAGGAUGCCAGGAGAAGGGACAUUCCCUAUAGGUGAGAGUUUUGAGAAAUUCUGCAGAGGGGUUCAUCUCUACGGGCCCUUUCAUGACCAUGUCCUAGGGUAUUGGAAGGAGAGCAUGAUGAGGCCUGAGAAGAUACUAUUCUUGAGAUACGAGGAUGUGAAGAGAGACACAAGAGGGCAAGUGAAGAAAUUGGCUUCAUUUCUUGGAAGACCUUUUGCCAAAGAGGAAGAGGUUGAGAAGAUAGUAUGGAUGUGUAGUUUAGAAAGGUUGAAGAACUUGGAAGUGAACAGAAAUGGUGUGGACCCUUUUGUUGGGAUGUUGAAGAGUGCUUAUUUCAGGCUUGGUGUUGUUGGGGAUUGGAAGAAUAGCUUAUCCAAGGAGAUGGAGGAGCAACUUGACGAAAUCACGCGCCAAAAGAUGGAAGGCUCUGGUUUAGAUCUUUUAAUUUAGUAGUUUUCUUGCAUCUUUUAAUUUAGUUUGGAGCUAUUGUUAAUUUUUCUUGUAUUUGUCCACUUGUCCUAGUACAAAUUUAGAGAAGUUUCUCACCUCAUGAAACUUCUCUAGUAAAUUUUUUUUUUUUUUUUCAUCCACACCCUUUUGGUUGAGAGGGAGAUCCCCUGUUUUAUGUGCAUGCCUCCAAGUCUAUGAUUGGAGGAGUCGAUCCGUACUGAUCCCUGUGCUGGAGUAGGUAUUCAAAGCUAAUAUAAGGCAAAAGAUAGAAACUAAACGGAAACCAAUCCCGACCUCUAUCUUCAGCAACUAUCAAUUCACCAAAGACGACGACUUCUGCUUCUGCCUUAUUUGAUGACCUCCUAAAGAAAAAUUUAAGUUGAUCUCUAUCAAUGUGUGUUGGCUGAUUGAUGGGCACCUUGGUUUUGAUUGCUUGUAGUCACCAUCUUGAUUGAUCUUCUUCAGAGUUUGUUUUUCCGUCAAUAAGCUUCACACCCAGUUUGUUCUUGAUCGAAAUCAAGCUUUGAUACCACUUAUGUUGGUGUAGGAAUGAAAGAGUCAACAAAUAUUAUUAUUCUUGUAUUUAAUUCUUUGUUGUGUUGAUAUAUCUUAACAACAAA